Molecule: messenger RNA, 453 nt
Organism: Lagenorhynchus albirostris (white-beaked dolphin)
Lineage: Eukaryota; Metazoa; Chordata; Mammalia; Artiodactyla; Delphinidae
Product: zinc finger protein 177-like
Exons: 1
Coding region: 1-453 (150 amino acids)
Biological process (GO): regulation of DNA-templated transcription
Source: RefSeq, a predicted model, not a curated record
AUGGCUGCAGGAUUGCUGACAGCCUGGUCACAGGACUCGGUGACCUUCGAGGAGGUUGCAGUGGACUUUUCACAGGAGGAGUGGGCACUGCUGGACCCUGCUCAGAAAAUCCUGUACAGAGAUGUGAUGCUGGAGAACUUUAGGAACCUGGCCUCAGUGGGGUAUCAUCUCUGCAAACACAGUCUGAUCACUGAGGUGGAGCAGGAAGAGCUGAGGCCAGAGCAGAGAGGAAUUCUCCAAGGUGCUUAUAGAGACCGGGAUACUCAACUUAAAUCAAAAGACGCAAUUCUUACACAGAAUGUUCCUGGGGAAAAAACUUCUAAUGGCAUAAAAACAGCAGCAACUCACCCUGGUGAGAAACCAAUGGAAUUUAAUCAUUGUGGAAAAUUCUUCAGAAAGAACUGUCACCUUAUUUGUCCAAGAUAUUGCAAGAGAGAAAUGCUACAAAUAUAA